Messenger RNA from Carica papaya (papaya), 1191 nucleotides. RefSeq names its product transcription factor CYCLOIDEA-like. Gene Ontology annotation, biological process: regulation of secondary shoot formation. Gene Ontology annotation, cellular component: nucleus. NCBI's taxonomy places the organism in Eukaryota, Viridiplantae, Streptophyta, Magnoliopsida, Brassicales, Caricaceae. The record is from RefSeq and is a predicted model, not a curated record. Gene Ontology annotation, molecular function: DNA-binding transcription factor activity; sequence-specific DNA binding.
CGGGAGUAGCUCAGGCCAUCAAGUUCCAUUUUUUAAGAAGCUACCUAGGGUUUAAUUCCUAUGCCUCAAUUGCUUGUUUAAACUAUUAAUGAUGUUCUCUUCAAGUACUCACACCAACCCUUUUAGUUCUCUCCUCAUUCCAUCCUCAUCUUACCACCUUCUUCCCCCUCUUUCUGGCCAUGAAACCUGUGACGCUACUUUCCUUCACCAUCUCUAUGAUCCACUUCUCAUGGCUCCAGUUUGGCCAAGCAAUCUUCCUCAAAACAGUGCAACAAUUUUGACUGAAAAGAACAUUAUUAGCAAUCUAAAUGGAGAUCAAUGUUCUGGGUUUUCAAGCCUUGUGCCAGCCACGAAGGCAGUGAAGAAAGAUAGGCACAGCAAGAUUUUCACGGCUCAAGGUCUGAGAGAUCGGAGAGUGAGACUGUCCAUUGACAUAGCCCGCAAGUUCUUUGCUCUCCAGGACAUGUUAGGAUUUGACAAAGCAAGCAAAACCCUGGACUGGUUGCUCAAAAAGUCAAGAAAAUCCAUAAAAGAAUUGGCUCAGAUGAAGAGCAACUCUAACAGUGGAGUUGUCAAGAGCUUAUCUUCUUCCUCAAUAUCUGAAAGUGAGAAUCUAGAGGGGCCGAUUUCAAGAAGCUGCAAAGAACAAAAAGUGAAAAAGCUGCAGAAAGCUGCAAAAGAAUCAAGAGCAAAGGCAAGAGAGAGAGCAAGGGAGAGGACUAAAGAGAAAAUGUGCACCAGCAAGCUAACUAAGUCGUUGGCCCAAUGUGAAUCAAUUGAAAAAUCAGGCCAAAACAUGACAUCCUCCGUUAAGGUUAUAGCUCAUGGAGUGCUUAAAGAAGAUGAUACGGAUCAGGACUCAAUCUUGAUCAGUAGGAAGUUUAAGCUGCCACAUUCAAGUUUUGCUUACCAGCAAAAUCUCACAGUGUCAGGAGAUCUAAAUUGCAACAACAUCAAUUAUCUUCCGAAUGUGCCUCACAACUGGGACAUUUAUCACACUGCAAUGCCUCACUCGACUUUUUCUGCUAGUACAAUUAUGAAUCGAUCUUCAGGCGAAUUGGGAGAACUGGGACGACCGUAUUCUUUUGGCUAGCUGAUACACUCGUUGGAAUUUAAGGAGCAAGGUAUCAUUGUAGUAUUUAGAAUUUGCUGUUUAAUUUCUUUUGUUCUCCAAGUUAGAUAAGAUCAAAA